Pisolithus orientalis is the source of this 1108-nucleotide messenger RNA. RefSeq lists its product as uncharacterized. Lineage: Eukaryota; Fungi; Basidiomycota; Agaricomycetes; Boletales; Pisolithaceae. The transcript has 4 exons. Bases 77 to 745 code for a protein of 222 amino acids. The record is from RefSeq and is a predicted model, not a curated record.
CUGCACCACACCCCGCACACGAGGCAACGACUGAACUCACAGCAACUGUGCAUCCUCGCUUUCAUACGAUCUCACCAUGAGCACAGGCACAGCCGCCCCAAACUCCCCCUACUCCUCCUACUUCAGGAGACGGCUGAUUGGCCGUGCGUCGUCGCCACCUACAUGGGCUUGCUACGAGCAGAUCCCAUAUGACGACGAGGAGGACGAGGACGAUGAUUAUACUGAUAGUCAGUCCGAGGAUAACUCGUGCUCGGAGGACGGCGAGGAUUACGGGCGUCCUUCCAGUAAUGACCCAGACGGCGACCGUAUCGAGAGGCAGGAUGAUACACAGAAUAUGGAGAUCGACCAUAAUGCUUGCGACGGUGACGACAAAUGCAACAACGAGAAGACGGGUUCACCUCCACCGCUGCAAUCCCUGCCCAAGAAGGACCUCAAGGGGAAGCAGCGUGCCGUCGAUCCGGAACCGGAGCCGACGAAGAGGCGGCACCGCAGAAAGGAACGCCGUCCGACACAUACCCUCCGCCCUAUCUUGACGAUUCAAAGGAGUCAGGGAUUUGUGUGGAAUCAGGAUUUGUUCGUUCCACCCUAUAUCAAGGAUCGAUACGUGGCGUCGACCUCACCUCCAGGCUCAAAAGGCUUUAUCUCUAAUUCGUGGUCGAAGACGUCCUCCAUGACGGAUUACGAAGUGGAAGUAGUCGAAAUCCGUGUCAGGGACGAUGAGCUUUACGAUAUCAUCCCUACCUAAAUUCCCUCUCGUUUCUUCUCUUUGCUCUUCCCCACUUUUAUUCUCUCUCUCUCUCUCUCUCACUGCAUCCUUUGAACUGGAAAGUGUACGUUUUCGCUCUCCAUCGGUUUUCGAAUGUCCGGCACGAUAUAGCAUUUCAACCAUCCACUUGGUUGCUUUUUCCCGUUUUCAUCCCGCUUUUUUGCGUUAUUUGUCCCUUCCUAGUUCUGUUUCCUCAUCAGCUUUCGGGGAAACCGAGCGAGGUAUUGUUGUUUCACUACUACUGUCCAUAAGGCUAAGUUGGAUAGACGGCAUGAUGUACACUGAAUCGCAUCCUAUACAUCCUUUACGAAUACACUUCUACCCUCUAUUUCCUAUAUGAGC